GAGGACCUUCGCGUAGAUGGUCGUGGCUGUGAAGACUACAGAUGUGCAGAAGUAGAAACCGAUGUUGUAUCAAACACAAGUGGAUCUGCAAGAGUAAAGCUGGGACACACUGAUAUCUUGGUAGGUGUAAAAGCUGAAAUGGGGACACCAAAGUUGGAGAAACCAGAUGAAGGUUACCUGGAAUUCUUUGUUGACUGUUCUGCAAAUGCUACUCCUGAAUUUGAAGGCCGGGGAGGAGAAGAACUUGGCACGGAGAUAGCAAAUACACUCUACAGAGUAUUUAGCAGCGAGAGCAGUGUAGACCUGAAAUCACUUUGUAUUAAUCCCAGAGAGCACUGCUGGGUUGUCUAUGUUGAUGUAUUGUUAUUGGAAUGUGGUGGGAACCUCUUUGAUGCAAUCUCUAUCGCAGUGAAGGCAGCUCUCUUUAACACAAGAAUACCCAAAGUGCGUGUUUUGGAGGAUGAAGAAGGCUCUAAAGAGAUUGAGCUGUCUGAUGACCCUUAUGAUUGUAUUCGACUUAACGUGGUUGAUGUACCCUGCAUCGUCACACUAAGCAAAAUUGGAUAUAGGCAUGUGGUGGAUGCUACCCUUCAGGAAGAAGCCUGUUCUUUGGCCAGCCUGCUUAUUUCUGUGACCAGUAAAGGUGCCCUCACUUCUAUGAAGAAAGUGGGGAAAGGUAGCCUUGAUCCUGAGAGUAUUUUUGAAAUGAUGGAGACGGGAAAAAGAGUAGGCAAGUCAUUGCACAUAGCCCUUCAGAAGAUUUUGGAUGAAGAAGAGAGUUUGGGGACCUCGCGGCAGAAAGUUGGAUUUCUAGGAUGAGUUUUUAUUAAAUGCUAAUACUGUUUUUAAUUGAUCGUGCAAUCUUGUCAGUUUGUAUAUAGAAAAAUGAUGUUUUUUGUUCCAGUACCUUUAUCCUUCUAACUAAGAGGCUUUUAAAAUGUUACUAAGCAUAAAGCUAGCUACAGUUAAAUGCGAAUAAGCAAAUUUGAGAUGCUUUCCAUAUGGGUAGCUGUCUGCACCUAGGAAGCGCACCAGCAGCAACUGAUGCAAUUGCCUGGGAGGUGCAUGAGUCUGUUUUCAAGAGUGACUGGUGUAGAUUCCACUUAAUUCUGUUUGCGUGUCUUCCACUUCUGCAGACCAGCAGUUGUGUUCUAGAGCGUAUAUGAGGGUGUCCUCCAUACAGCACAAGCCAGGUUUUGGGCCUCUUGAAAUCUUUUUUUAAU
Molecule: messenger RNA, 1223 nt
Organism: Fulmarus glacialis (Northern fulmar)
Lineage: Eukaryota; Metazoa; Chordata; Aves; Procellariiformes; Procellariidae
Gene: EXOSC7
Product: exosome component 7
Exons: 7
Biological process (GO): U1 snRNA 3'-end processing; nuclear polyadenylation-dependent mRNA catabolic process; exonucleolytic trimming to generate mature 3'-end of 5.8S rRNA from tricistronic rRNA transcript (SSU-rRNA, 5.8S rRNA, LSU-rRNA)
Cellular component (GO): cytoplasmic exosome (RNase complex); nuclear exosome (RNase complex)
Source: RefSeq, a predicted model, not a curated record